AUGAGUAAUAGGGAUACAAGAGGCUCAGGCUCCCAUACGUUUUAUGUUCAUUUGCCACGUAUUGAUUCAUCCGUUCAGCCAGUAGUUCUUGGAAGUUGUGAAGCUUUAGGUGAAUGGAAAGAACCAAAAGUACAACUUCAACAAAUUCCGAAUUCUACACUCUGGAAAUCUAAUCUUGUACAAAUUCCUAUUGAGGAAACUGCGGAAGUAUCUUAUAAAUAUGGCAUGAUAAUUAAAGGUUUUUUUAAUACGACGAUCGAAUUCGAAGGCUUUACUAAGUCAAAUGACCGUAAAAUGGUAUUCAGAAAACAUCAAUACGACAUCUGGCAAGGUAAUCAGAAAUUUAAAAUCGACAGAGAAUAUCUUAAAGCAGACUUUCGAUUUGUUGAAUGUAUUUAUGCAAAUAUUGAAAGUAUUGAAAGCUUGAGAGACAGAAUUAUGGAUUUUCAAUAUAUAUCAAAAACUUAUCAAGAGUUCACAAUUUCUGCAACAAAUAUCAAGUUUAUUAAUAACAAAUUGAUUGAUAGCAAUAAGAAAGAACAACGAUUUUUCCUAUGCAUCCUUCUCGGAUAUUUACAAUCACAUCAUUAUUACACAGCUGCACAUUCGUUACCAGAAAGUUUUCAAUCUGCUAACUUGUUAGAAGAUCUUGCAAAUAUUGAUCCAGAUCUUGUUCUCUCUGAUAUUAAGUACUUAAUCCAAAUUGCAAUUAAAAUCCUGGUUCAGCAUAAUUCUUCUCAGGGUUCAACAUCAUGGUUUAGAAUGUUUUCUCUUGCUCCAAAACUCGAUAAAUCUUAUUUGUUUGUAGAAUCUGCUGAAUGUUAUGAUUUCAAAAAUAACAAUGAUCAGUUCUAUAUGGCAUUAAUAGAUAAUGUGAAACCUCAUCUUAAUGAAUUUAUUAACAAUCUGGAUGUAUUUCAUAGAGUUAUUAAGAAACUAAUUAACCUAACAUAUAAUAUGGAAAGCCUCAUAUAUUUAUGGAUUGAUAUUAUCGGAUUGGAGCAAACUGAUGACUUUUUGAGCAAACUGAUGAAAAGAAGGGUGAAUGAAUUCAUAAAAUCUGAUGAUCCCUCUCGAUUGAGGACGCACUUUGAUUUAUUUCCGGAUAAACUCCGAGAUACAAUUGCACCAGAGUUUCGGAAUAAAAUUGUAAAAUUAUUAAAAGACAGAGAUUUAAAAUGGCAAAAUAAAAAUAUCACUUGUUUUCAAGAUCUUAUUCGUGAUGAUUUAUUACAAUGGUCAUUAGAAGAAUAUGCCAAAGUACUUGAUGCAAUUUCAGAAUCAGAUCAAAUAUUAGUUUUAGAAACUUUCCCUGACGUUAUUAAACAUGUUUUGGAAAAAAAGAUUACGAAAAAAGGCGAAUCAGUUCUUGAAACUUCUGUUAAAUGGCUGGAAAAGAUAAUCGCUUAUCGAACCUCUAAAAUUGAUAAAAAAAAGGGUGCAGAUAAUAUCGCCCACAUCAUUUUUUAUAAUUUAUCGUUAAUAUAUCCACUAUUUUUAAAUUACCCUAAAUUUUGUAAUAAGCUUAAACUUAUUGCUGAUAGAUCUGCGGGUCCUUUGUCUGAUGAUGUUAUACUCUCUGUUGCAUCAUAUGUUGAAGAUUUUGAUAUUGAUGUUAUUGAUCACUUUAGUAUUUUGCUAAAAUCCAGAAUUGAACAUAGUAUUCAAGAACCUGAUAAUCAACUUUUGAAAAAGAUUUUGCAAAUAUGCGAUUGUACUACCGAUCUAACAAUAAACAGCAGCUUUUGUGAGGAUAUAUUAUGUUUAAUAUUAGAUCGUCUACAACAAUUGUCUGACAAAAAACUCCAGGAUAGAGUACUCCUUUUACGUUCAUCAUUUCGAUUCUCUCAAUUUUGGACAACAAUCUUUCGAGCAAAGGGUAACACGAAAAAAUUACAUUCUCAUCUACACGUUCAAAAUGUACGAAAACACGCAGUUCGCCUUGCAACAUCAAUUGUUGACAGUACAAUCACAGUAGGAUUGCUUCAAGAAUUACUCGAACAUUCGGGUCAUAAUAAUGAUAUUUUGAUAAAUUAUUUUAAUUCCGCAAUAGAAAAUUUACCAGAAGAUGCUACUAUAAACCUUGCAAUUACUGAUGGAAUUCUUAAUGAUCUACGUCAACAAUAUCAUAAAUAUCAGACAACAUUUACACAACUUACUAAAUUUUAUGACCAAUUUUAUCCUCCUGACUUGAUAGCUGGCUAUCAUGAAUAUCGUGAUGAUUUAUUAAAAAGACAAAAUGAAAUUAAUGACGUUGCUCUUGAAGAAACUACUUCUCAAUAUUAUUGGUCAAUUCAUUGUGCAACAAUUGAUGUUAUGGAAAAAUCUUAUAAGUUUGUUGAAUCACAAACUUUUAACACGGUUUUUCAAACUGUGUUAAAGGCAGAAGAACGACCUCUGACUGUUGAAAUCGUAACCACUGAGUUAAUUCAUGUGGCAAUUGAACAAUUUGAUAUUAUAUGCAAAAAAUAUGAAAAUUGGGAAGAUAUUAAAUGUUCUGAAGCGAGUAUUAUCUGGCAAAAUGUCGAUUUAAAUGAUGUAGAAUCUGAAAUUUCUUUCAUAACUCCAAAUUGUGAUAGAUUUACACAGUCUUAUUCCAUUAAAAAACGAAUUCAAGACAAAAAAUCAUUAAUUUCGGCUGCAAAUUAUUUAGUUAGCAUGUAUUCAUUAAAACAGAAAUUAAUUAAUCUUUUAACAGUUUUAGAUACUUUAAAAAUACCAUAUAGUCAAAGACUUUGGGCUAAAAAAGGUUUUCAAUCUUUAGAAGAAAAAGAAUUAAAACUUAGUCAAUUGCAAGCUAUUAUCGUGGAACUAGAAAAAUUUAUUGAUAAAUUCAAGUUAGAAAAAUGUUGGCCAAUAAUUAAAGAAAUGGCAGUUUCAAAAGAUUUUCUUGUAUUUUUACAAUCACUUGUAGGGCAUGAUCUAAAAAAUUUAAUUAAUGGUGUGGAUGAUCAUUCAGAUGAACGUUUAAUACAAGAAGAUACUGUUUCAACUUUUAUUCGAGUAAAACAAAUUAUGGAACCUUUGGUAGUUAAAAGUGAAGAUUCUGCUGAUCAGGCUGUAGACAAAUUUUUGAGAAACCUUUUUAAUGUAAUAUCUAAAAAUAAAUCACUUGAUAGCAAAUUAAGGCUAUGUAACGCACAUGCUCAAGCGUUAAAAAACAUGUACGAAAAUAUUUCAAAUAGAGGCGAAGUAACUAAGGAAAGGAUUUACUAUGCAGCAACGAAAGGUAUCUACACCUUUCAGAGAAUUGAAGGUGAUGAAUAUAGAUGUACUGCAACAUUAUCUUAUCGGUCAAAUAACACACGUGAUGGAAAUACAUUAACAAAGUAUACCUUCAGUGAUCUGCAAGACUUACGUGGACGUGCUCUUUUAAUUGCUAAAAGCCCUGUUAACGCGAAGGAAUCAGAAGAUAGUAAUAGGAGUAGCGAGAUCUCUUCUUUCCAUAUGAAUGAAUUUGUUAUCCAAGUUGACAUUGCACAACAGAUAAUUAACGUGUCUUCACAGCUUGUAGAACUUGGCCAUUUUAAUUACCGUGAUUUUAAAGUGUCAACAAAAUCUACUCAAGAAAGUAAUGAGUUAUUACAACAGUUGAAUGAAAAUUUACAAGAGUGGAAGGAUAUAGUUAAUCAGGCACAACAUGACCAUUAUUAUUUGACUUUCUUUUUAGCUCGACAGAUUUUGAUUUUUUACGAUUAUUUUUCUUUUUCAUCAAAGGAAAAGAAAGAAAGUAACAAAGAUAAAUGUAGAAUGCUCUUACGAUUGGUCAAUGACGAGGCUGAGUUACCACUAAUGACAGAUGAAUAUAUCGACAGUACUGAUCCUCACCUUGAUAUACUUCGUGGAAUCGGUGAAAAAUUAAGUGAGAUCUUUGAGGUCCCGGCGAAAAAACGACCAAUAACGGCAGAGGUUGAACAAAUAGUUUCUGAUGUGGUUAUUCCGGGACAACUUUUUGUUGCAGCAUGUACUGAUAAAUUUAGAGUACCAAAUAUUAUAAUGAGUUUAUAUGCUGUUAAUCUAAAUAGAUGUUAUCCAGAAUCAUGGCAAUUAUUGAUUUGUAAAGCAUCUACUACAGCAGAAGAACUCUUAAUUUUUACUAAACGAUGUUUCUUUGCAAAAAAAUACAAUUAUGGCGAUCAAUUAUUCGUCAUAGCCAACGUGGAAAAUCUUGAUUUCGAAUUGCAAUAUCAAUUAGUAACACAUAUACGCUCUCUAUCUCUCCAAGAAAAUCAAUUUAAUUUAGCGUUAAUAUGUUGCCGUGAACAUGGCAUGCAUCAUCAUAUACUUGAUCAAUUUUUUGAAUAUGUUCAUAUAACUAAUGGACUUAAUGCGAAUUCAAUGCGAAAUAUAUAUAAAGAAUUAUGUCCAAAUGUAUCAACUGUUUCUUCAGACUUGUCUGGACAAGGAAAAACAGAAUGGAUUAAAGAAUCUAGUUUUAGAAAUGAUUUAAUUCCACGAAGUAUUUUAAUAAGUGAUGGUGUUACUUUUGAAAAACUUGUUAGACAAUUAUCUGAAACUAAAAUCAAGGAAUUUGAAAGUUUACAUCUUAAUAUUGUAUUAAUAGAUCACGCUUAUGAUGUGAAUAUGUUCUUAUUUGAAUUAUUAACAUUUAGAGUCGUAUCAAAUGGAAUUAAUAUUGCUUUCAUUCCGUCAACAAAAUUAGUAUUUAUAGAAGUUGCUUCUACUAUAAAUCAAUAUUUGUUAAAUUCACUGCCAAUUACUGGGUAUUUGGCAAAAACACAUUUAACAUGGAAUAUUAAAAAACUUGCCAUUUCUUAUAAUUAUAAUAGUCCAAUUCAAAUAGUUGCUAAAUACUUGGAUGCAUAUGAUCAAGAUUUAAUUAAUCAAGAAAAUAUCGAUUUUAUUAUACCUGAAAAUGAGGAAAUUAUACCUGAAGAUGAGGAAAUUAUACCUGAAGUUGAGGAAAUUAUAUUUGAAGAUGAGGAAAUUAUACCUGAAGUUGAGGAAAUUAUACCUGAAGAUGGCGAAAUACUUCAAAUAUCACAAGAACGUUGUCAAGAACUUUUUCAAAAAUAUUUUUUCAGGAAACAUACACAAGAUGUUACUUCAUAUCGUUUCCUUGAAAUAUUUAUUAAUGUUCUUGCUGAUCAACUAGUAAGAUUAUCAUCAAGUACAUUUUUCAGAAUAGAAACGUUACGUGAGAUGGUAGAGGAUAAAAGUGUUAGAAAAACUUUAUUAGAAACAUUAUUAGAUGUUUCAAUUGAUUUUGCAACUCGCUCUGUAGAGUCCAAAGCAGAGCAAUUAAAACAUUUACCAGAUGCAGAGAAAGCUAAUCUAGGAACAAUUAAACAUUGGGAAGAUUCAAAUCAUUUAUUAGUAUUUUUCAUGUCACAAACACCUGACUCAAUUUGUGCACUUUAUCGUGACAGAGAAAAAGUACCAGAUGAUGUUGUAAACUUGUUAAAAAGUCAAUAUGUUGGAACUGGAAAUCAAGCUAAAGGAAAAGCAACAAAUUUUCUAGAUGAUUUUGAUACAAUGCAUCCUGAUGAAAUUCUUAAAAAAUUAGAAUGUUUAGCACGUACUACCCUUGAUAAACGUGAAUAUCCACCGUACGCGCUUUCUGCUGAUAAUCUUUUGAAAAUGGCAUUGAUUCUUUUACGAGCUCGUGCUAAUGUACCUGUGGUCUGUUGUGGUGAAGCUGGAUGUGGCAAGACGAGCCUGAUCCAAUUUUUAUCGAUUGUAGUAGAUGUCGAGUUUAGGGCCCUUAAUUUGCAUGCAGGUGUUAAAGAACAAGAAAUUUUAGAUUUCAUGUCUGAUGCUGAAAAAUUCGCUGAUACUGGGCCAAUAUGGUUAUUCUUUGAUGAAAUCAAUACUUGCAAUCAUAUUGGAUUACUUGCUGAACUUAUAGCACAUAGACAAAUUCAUGGUCGACUAAUUCACCCUGACAUAAGACUUUUCUCUGCAUGUAACCCAUAUCGUUUACGACAAAAAAGUGAUACACAGGCAGGACUUUCAGCAAAAAGAUAUGAAGAACAAAGUAAUUUAGCAUAUCAAGUCCAUCCUCUUCCUGAUCAAAUUAUUGAUUAUGUAUGGGAUUAUGGUGUAUUAAAACCAUCUGAUGAAAAAAUUUAUAUUAGUAUAAUGGUUAAUAGGCAUUUAGAAAAAUCGUCAGAUUUAUUCCCUGAACUAUUAUUUGCUUCACAACAAUUUACACGGAUUCAUGAAGGAGUACAUAGUGUUAGUUUACGUGAUGUUAAACGUGCAAUAAUUCUUGUUAAAUACUUUAAUAAGAGUUUAAAAAAUCGACCACGGCCCAAUGGCUCAUACUCAAAGGAAUAUCCUUCAAGAAAUGGACCAGAUGUUAUGGUUAUAUCAUAUAUAUUGGCCUUGAGUCUUUGCUACCAAGUUCGAAUUUAUGAUCAAGAAUUGCGUGUAGCAUACCGCAAAAGGAUUUGCGAUGUAUUUAAUCAGAAUAAACCGAGGUCAAUUAAAACAAAUAUGACACCAGAAGGAUUUACAAUGAUUAUUAAAAAUGAACAAGAUGAUUAUAUGAAUAGAAUGACAAAACCGCCACAAACUGCAGGGAACGAAGCUCUACUUGAAAAUGUGCUUACGAUGAUAGUUUCUAUAUUUACAAAAAUACCAUUAUUUGUUGUUGGAGCUCCGGGAGCAUCAAAAUCGUUAGCGAUUCGUUUAGUUAGUCAAAAUCUUCGAGGUUCAUCUUCAUCCACUUCAGAUGGAAUUAUUAAAGUUUUCCAAAAAGCGGAAAAAUACCAAAAAACCAAUUCAAAAGAAUUUCCUUUAAAUACUGUAGUUUUACUUGAUGAAGUCGGAUUGGCUGAGACCAGUCCUUAUAAUCCGUUGAAGGUAUUACACUCAUUACUUGAACCGAGUUACCCUAAUGAACUUCCAAAUGUUUCUGUUAUUGGAAUAAGUAACUGGAGGUUAGACAACUCUAAAUCUAGUAGAGCUUUAUUAGUUCAAAGGUCAGAUUUAAUCGAUACAGCAGAGAGACUGCUUCAAAAGAAAGCAUGGAUGGUUUGGGGUAAUAGAACUGCAAAGCUUAAAUCUUUGGCGAGUUCUUAUCUAAGAUAUGAAAAAAAUCAAUCAAUCGCAAAUUUUCAUGGACUUCGUGAUUAUUAUUCAUUAGUUAAAAGUCUUAGUGACGGAGAGAUUACUAUAGAGUCCACACAGAUGGCAUUAGCAAGAAAUUUUGGAGGAAUGAAACAAAUGAAUAACCAAUAUUUAACUCAUUUCAAAGAAGUUAUAGACAGUUUCCAUAGUUCAUUAUUCGGUAAUUUAGCCAGCAACUUAAAACCGAUUUCAGUUGAAGAAUUGAUAAAAGCAAACCUUAAGGAUAAAGAUGCAAGACAUUUAAUGAUAAUUGGUAAAAGUGAUUCAAUUAUUAAUAUCUUGACAUAUAAAUUGAGACAAUGGAGUAAAGAGUUCUCAAAGAAGACAGACAAUAAUAUAAUUCAAGAGAGGGCAGCUUGGGAUUUAGAACCGGUAGUUAUUUAUGGAAGUCAAUUUCCUGAUGAUUUUGAUGGAGAUUAUCAAUAUGGAGUGUUAAGUCGCAUUAUGAUGUGUGUGGAAGCUGGAAGACCUUUGAUUUUAACGGAUCUUGAAAUUAUAUAUGGAAGUCUUUAUGAUUUAUGGAAUCAGAAUUAUAUAACUGUUGGUAAAGAAGGUGAUAUCAAAUACUACACACGCGUUGCAUUAGGCGCCUAUUCAAAUCCUAUGGUCUGCGUGCAUAGCAACUUCCGUUGUAUAUUGGUACUUGACGAGAAAAAAGUAUCACUUGCAGAUCCACCUCUUUUAAAUCGAUUUGAAAAACAAAAUAUGUCAAUUAAUGAUACAUUAACUAAUGAUAUGAAAGAAUUAGUAGAAAAAUUAUCUGAAUGGGUUAAACAAAUAUCAAGUCUUAACGAAGAGAAUGGCACAUCUAAAUUUAACGAACGUGACAUGUUUGUUGGAUUUGAUGAAGAAGAAACAUUGCAAAGUUUAGUGAUCUAUAACAGUAAUUCUAAUUUAGAUGAUGAUGUUAUUCUGUCCAGAUGCAAAGAGUUGUUAAUAGGAAUUGCAACAUCAGAUGGUGUUGUAAGAUCAAAGAAAUCAAUAUUGGCACAUACAAAUAGCGCCGAUGUUCACAAAUGGUAUAAUUUCUACUUCCAUGAACAGAAACAUGAUGAUCUUAAUACAUAUAUUCAAUUAUUGCUUGAAAAUUAUGAUACUAUUGAAAAUAAUGAAAUCAUUGAAAAUAUCGAAAAUAUUGAAAAUAAAAAACAAGGUUUCCAAAUUAUAGUCAAUACAUUUUCAAAUAUCAAUACUGAUAUAACUUCAUGCUUAGACAAUAUUCUUACAUGUCAGAUUGAUAAGAUUUCAACAUUUAAAUCUGAAGCUCAAUUGCAAAAUAGAAUCAAGCAUUUCUGGUUAGAAUCGGAUAAAAAAAUAUUAAUACUACAAUGUGACUUGGAAACUGUUAAUUCUGGAUGUAUUAAACUUGCAAAAUUCAUUAUUGAACAAUAUAAAUAUGAAUUCUUAUCUUUAAAUGUAGAAAAUCCAAAACCAUUUAAACAUGUCUGUAUUAUUCUUCACAUGCGACGUGAAAAUGAUAUACGCACUAUAUCAUCAUUCAAUUUCAUGUCUGGAUGGGAUUUAGUUACAAUUGAAACUUUGUCUCCUCAAAAACACCCUCUAUACGUUUAUUUGGAUGGAAGCUUAAUGAAUAUACUUGAGAAUACAUAUACAUUUGAAGAAGUUAUGCAUCAAGAAUUAUUCUGGUGCUUACUAUGCAUGCGAUUUCAGUCUUCAACCGAAUCUGUGGACUACAUAAACUCAUUUGAGUGGUUAAAAGAAAAUACGCCUGAAAAUUGGCAAUUACAAAUUGCAAUGAAUAAAACGAAUCUAUACUUAUAUUCAUCAUUUUCAGUCGCACUUAAAACAUAUAUAAAUUAUCUCGUUAGAAAACCUAUUGCUAAACUUCUUUGUGCUUUAGAAAUGUCAUCAGGUCUUUCAGUACUUUUCAAUAAUGAAUAUAUGAACUGUGAUGAAUUAUACGAUGAUUUAUAUGGUGACGAACAUUCGGAUGGUUCUGAUUUACUCGAAUUUUGGAAAAACAUUUAUAUGGACCCUAAAAUUAUCAACACAGAGAAUCUGCGAGAUCCUAAACCAGAUGCGUAUCCUAUAAGAAAUAAAAAACUUUAUGUAAAGUUUCCUUUCUCAUUAUAUUUUAUGAGACAGAUUGAUAAAUUCAAAAGAUUAUAUGAAGAAGAUUUAGCAAUGUUGGAAGGAAGUGAAGAAAAUUUAGAUGAGGAAACUGGUGAACUUGAAACUUCUGUUGUCGAUGCUUGCAUGGAAAGGUUUUUCGCAAGCAUUAUAUCUACAGUUCCAGCAUUAAAGUUACCGAAAUUUUUCGAAGCAGCAGAACCUUAUUUCAAAGAUUUUGUAGAUUUUGUCUCACCAACUUAUGGAAAUAAUUCAGAUCAUAAUUGUAGAUUCUUGUCAUGGAUUAUUACUCAUCACAUGGGUCUACAAAUACCUAAUCCUGUUAAACUUCAUAUGUAUUGGUGGAAGAAUGCUGAAUUUGCACUAGCUGAAUUACAAUUAUCAAUAAUGUGUCCAACAGUUAUAGAAGAGAUGAUUGAAUUUGGAUUUGAAGAGAGUAGAGAAUUGAAUUUUGAAGAACGUUUAUUAGACCAAAUAUCAAAAAUGAUGAUAGGAAAACUCUAUAAAAUUGAUGUAGAAAAUAUUGAAAAUGAACUUUUAACAUGGCAACAUGAUGUUGUAAAUAUUAUAUCAUUAUCGACAAAAUUACCAGAUUCUUUUGAAAAUCCAGCAAUGCAUAGACUUCGAAUAUAUAAUGAUCUUUCAAAAUCUUUUGAUUUGCCAAAACUUUUAGAAAUUCAAGAACUUGAAGAUGAGAAACAAGUUAUUUCAGAACAAUUUAUAGAUAUGGUCUUUGAAAGAUUUAAUGAAUUGCCAAUUACAGAAAACAAUUUAUCAUCAAGACGAUCGUUUAUUCACAGAUGCCUAAGCAUAUUGCCACUUGAAUCACCUAUUCGUCUUCACCUUUACAGAAAAGUAUUUUCUCAGGAUCCUUUGCCUUUAACCUUCCCGACAAUUUAUCGUAUCUUUCAGAUGGAAUAUGAUGAGCAAAAUGAUUUAUUCAUUGACUUAAUUAAUGACCCACAUGAAGCUUUAGAUGAAUCUGAACGUUUACAAGUAAUCGAAGAAGUUUUGAGUGGAAAGCAUCCUGAUUCAGAGAUAUCGGCUUUAUGUUGUGAUGUUAUUCAAACUCAAUUCUUUGAUGCUUUCUAUGAAUUUAGACAAUUAUCACAAUAUUUCACGAUUGCAACAGAAAUUCUGAUUUCCACUGAUGUUAAAACGUUGCAAAGAAUAUCAGCUAUCGCUUUUUUGAAAUCAUUUGUAUAUAAAUUAUGGAAAUCUACAACAUCAACAGAAAAAUUUUUAACUGACCCUAUAGAAUUCGAAUUUGAUGAAGAAGAAUUCAAUAUUGAUGACUUAAAUCGACGUUUAGGAUUGACACAACCUUUAAUUCAUUCAUUUAUGCUCUACUUAUUAAAGACUUUACGAUUACAAGGAUUUUCUAUUGAUGAUAUUAGACGAUUUUGUGAAGUGCAACAACAACUCAUACCACAUCUUGGGGAAAUUCCGUGGGAUAAUAAAGAUACUCGAUUUGAUUAUAAUCCAUAUUGGUGUAUGGAACAAUAUAAACACGCUGAACAUGCAGCUACAAGAAUAAUGGUUCGUGGAGAUGAUAUUCAUUUGAAAGAAUUAAUAAAGACCAUAUUAAAUCCCAAUGCAGAAGGGAUAAUCAAUCAUAGAAUUUCAUUUGCAGGAAUGUUAAUAACAAGACUUUAUUUAAUUCAAGCAAGUCGUGAAUGGAAUCAAAGUGAAACAUUAUUAGCAAAUCAUAUAAACAAGUUUUUAGAUAAUAAAUCGGAUAAAAAUCGUAUUCCUCCAAUUUAUAAACAAACUUUAACGAAAUUUGUAACAAACAAACAAGAACUUUGCAAAAUUAGUCCCGAAGAUGAUAAUAGGAAAGCUUAUAUAGCUUCAGUAAUUGCUCAUGUAAUUGCAUUACAUAUUUCGGUUCCUUCAAACUCUUCUCCAUUGGCUAUGUAUAUGCAAACUUUACAAGAUUGUAAAAAUGAUUUUAUUUUGGGAUGUCCUUCAGAUGAACAAACAGUCAUAAUUAAUGCAGUAAUGUUGUCUAAUAAUGCUGAUAAACGCUUAACAAGAUAUCAAUGUCAAUGUGGGUAUAUGUACUUGGUUGGUGAAUGUGGAAAUGUGACACGUGCUAGUAGUUGUCCAAAGUGUAAAAGCAUCAUUGGAGGUCAAGCUUAUGACAGACCUGCACCAGGAAAUUCUCGUUUAGAUAAUAUACCAUUAACUCAACCAAAGGACGCUGUGGAUCAACGAGGUUAUAUUAUAGAAGCACAAAAUACAGAAGACUUUUAUAGUAUUCGGUCAAUGACACCAGCAUCUUAUAGAAUAAUUCAUCUUUUUACACAUGCUAUCAUCGGAAUACAAGCCCCAUCUCAAAAUGUCACCAAGUUCAUAAAAGGUAAUACGACAAGUACUCUUGGAGAAAAUGAUAUUGCCGAAUUUUGCACGAUGCAUAUUAGUAGUGAUUGGGAUGCAUUGAAAAAAAUUCUUGCAUGUGGUGAUGAACAAUUGGCUUUACUUUUACAUGCAAUUAUUUCAGAAAUGACGCAACAACCUUUACAAGCACCAGUAAAAUUGAAUACAUCCAAUGAAAGAGAAACAUGGGAACAACAAUUUAGUCAAAAAUAUGUUUCACCAUUAGUUAAAAAUGUUAUGGGAUCCGUAACAGAUUUUCGUAUGCAAUUAGAAAUAAGUGCUGUAAACGCUCAACCAAAAAUUGAAGCAGAGAUUAAUGAAAUGGUGGCAUUGAAUGACCUUUAUGUUUCAAACCAUUUACCAAGAUUAUGGCGUCUUAUUGGUGAAACAAAUUUUGAUAAUUUCCGAGCUCAUUAUUCUAAUAAUGCUGAAUAUAGGGAAUCUUACCCAUUCUUGGCAGUAUUUUUAAAACAUGAAAAAUAUUUAUCACUUAUACGAUGCCUACUUCCAAUUGUGAAAUUCGUUCAGAUUUUACAUACAAGUCUUUCAUAUCGAAUUGACAGACAAGAAGCUAAAUCAUUAACUUUUAAAAAAUUUAUUGCCGAUGAAAGUGAAAACGACAAUACCGGUGAAACACGUAGAUUAUUAAAAAAUGCGUUUGAACUUUUUUCAGAUGCCUGGAAUGAAUUGAUUCCAUAUGUUAAAAGAUAUCAAUGUAAAGAGUUACCACACGCGAUGCCAGAAAUGAAUGAGAAUAUGAAUGUUAUUUUAGGAUUUUAUGAAGAAGUUAAUGAAGGCUUAUUCCUAUGUGGUGCCAUAGAUUACUUGGUUCAACUACAAAAUGAUUUCCUUAAAGAUGUCAUUGAAAUUCCUUCAGAAACAUGUCAAUCAUUAAAAUUCCUUGAACAAACGGUGGUUCAAACUAAUAAAAAAGGAAAACAGACAACUCCUACAACUCCUUCUGUAUAUCAAUUACAAACUAUUUCUCUUGAGAAUGCAAGGCCAGUACAUGUAAUCUCAUAUGAAUACAGUUCAGAUAUUUUCGGAUAUAGUCAUUUUGAUUUGAGAAUUGGUCAUGGUCGUGAAAUUCAAUACGAUUUAAAUAAAAUUGAAGCAGAGCUAGCUUUUGAUUUAGUUCAUGAAAAAGCAUUUAUCACUCCUAAUGAGCAAAAAUCUUAUUUGGAAACAUUCGUUUACCAUAAGGAAAUAUUUCAAGGAUCCAUGACAAUAUUAAGUGAAAUUAAAGUAUUAGUUGAUCAAGUACCUAUUCCUGAAGAUAAAAAAGCUUUGUUUGUCGGAACUUAUUCAUCAAGAGAUUACGGUGAAGGUAGUACUUCUAUGGUAACAUUCGCGUUUGAAAAUCCAAAGAAAUUGCUUUCCACAUUGGAAAUGAUACUUUGUUUCCUUAAACGUACUUCUGGUGGUGAUGGUAAUACUUUAAUCAUCGAUUAUAUAGAAAAUUGGAUGAAAUUAUCUGUUUUAAAAGAAAGUAGUAGUUAUAAAUUAUUGUCAAGAUCAGGUUUACAACUUAAGCAUGUAGUAGCAUUAUAUGAAUUGGUAGAAGAGCAUGUUGCCGGUGUGGUUGCUUCUUGUAUUCAUCAUAAAUACAUGGCUAAACUUAAUGAUUCAUUAAAGAAAGAAAUUUCUAAAGCGGUCGGUUUUGAAUCAUCAAAGCAAGGACAAACAUAUGAUGCCAAGUCAUGUAUUCCAGCUGGAGUUUUUGCCACUGCAUUGAAAAGAUUUAUUGUAAGGUAUUUAACUACUGGUGAAAAUAUCAAGGAAACAGAAAAUUUGGCAUAUUAUAUGGAAGGUUUGGAAUGUUGGCCUGACUCGGCAAAUAAGAAUGUUGUUAAAAAUAAAUUCCCUUCAGCAUUGCAUGUUUCGCAUACUUUUGAAACAUAUCAAUAUAUUAAAUCUAUUCUCGAGAAAAUUCGAGUUAAAGAAGAUGCUAGACCAAAACCAGGAAAGGAUGAUAAGAAAGGAAAAGAUGAUAAGAAAUUGCAUGAUAAGAAAGCAAAAGCUAAAUUUGAUAAAACUUAA
Molecule: messenger RNA, 13605 nt
Organism: Scutellospora calospora
Lineage: Eukaryota; Fungi; Glomeromycota; Glomeromycetes; Diversisporales; Gigasporaceae
Source: the annotation of a GenBank genome assembly